GGAUCUGAUCCAUGGGGAGUGAAAGUUGAACGUGUUGAAAUCAAAGAUGUUCGAUUGCCUACCAAUAUGCAACGUAGUAUGGCUGCGGAAGCUGAAGCUACUCGAGAAGCUCAUGCGAAAGUCAUUGCGGCUGAAGGAGAAAAAAAAGCAUCACGAUCAUUAAAGGAAGCUGCUGAUAUAAUUAAUGAAAGUCCAAUUGCAUUACAAUUACGUUACUUUCAAACAUUAACACAUAUAUCAGCUGAAAAAAAUUCAACAAUCGUUUUUCCAAUACCUAUCGAAUUUUUGAAAUUAAUGAAAAAUCGAGGGUCGCAUUCAACUACAAGUGGUUUUUAA
Messenger RNA from Rotaria sordida, 336 nucleotides. The record is from the annotation of a GenBank genome assembly. NCBI's taxonomy places the organism in Eukaryota, Metazoa, Rotifera, Eurotatoria, Philodinida, Philodinidae.